AUGGCACCGCAAAAGGACACCAUGUUCCGCUCGGCGGACAUGUCCUUGACCCAGCUCUACAUUGCCAACGAGAUUGGCCGCGAGGUUGUCUCUGCGCUUGGAGAGCUCGGCGUCAUGGACUUCAGAGAUCUCAAUGCCGAGACGACUGCCUUCCAGCGCACCUUCACGCAGGAGAUCCGCCGCCUCGACAACGUGGAGCGCCAGCUGCGCUACUUCCACGCCCAGAUGGACAAGGCAGACAUUGCGAUGCGCUCCAUCUACGACUUCAACAACCCCUUCACCUCCCCCUCGGCCUCCGAGAUCGACGAGCUUGCCGACAAGAGCCAGAGCCUGGAACAGCGCAUCGCCUCCCUCAACGAGAGCUACGAGACGCUGAAGAAGCGCGAGGUGGAACUGACAGAGUGGCGCUGGGUGCUGAGAGAGGCUGGCGGCUUCUUCGACCGCGCCCGGGGGCAGACCGAAGAGAUCAGGCAGUCUCUUGACGAUGACGACGAUGCGCCUCUCCUCCGCGAUGUGGAGCAGAACGGCUCGGGCGAUGCCUCAGCCGAGCGAUCCUUCACCGUCAUGAACAUUGGUUUCGUUGCUGGUGUUAUCCCUCGCGAGCGCAUUGCCGCUUUUGAGAGGAUCUUGUGGCGUACGCUUCGUGGCAACCUGUACAUGAACCAGUCCGAGAUCCCCGAGCCCAUCAUCAACCCCGAGACCAACGAGGAGACCAGCAAGAACGUCUUCAUCAUUUUCGCUCACGGUAAGGAGAUCAUCGCCAAGAUCCGCAAGAUCUCCGAAUCUCUCGGCGCCGACCUGUACAGUGUCGAUGAGAACAGCGAGCUGCGCCGCGACCAGAUCCGUGAAGUCAACACACGUCUGAGCGACCUGGCCAGCGUACUGCGCAACACCAAGUCAACACUGGAUGCGGAGUUGACCGCCAUUGGUCGUAACCUGGCGGCCUGGAUGGUAGUCAUCAAGAAGGAGAAGGCUACCUACGAGACGCUGAACAGGUUUUCAUACGACCACCAACGCAAAACCCUCAUUGCAGAAGCCUGGGCCCCGACUAGCUCCCUUGAUCUCAUCAAGUCCACUCUUUCCGACGUUAACGAGCGCGCUGGAUUGUCAGUACCAACCAUUGUCAACCAGAUCAAGACGACGAAGACGCCGCCCACCUACUUCAAGGUCAACAGAUUCACCAAUGGUUUCCAGACCAUCAUCGACGCUUAUGGAACCAUCAAGUACCGCGAAGUCAACCCUGCGCUGCCCGCCAUCGUUACCUUCCCCUUCAUGUUCGCUGUCAUGUUUGGUGAUGCUGGUCACGGUAUCAUCCUUCUGUGCGCGGCUUUGGCUAUGAUCUACUACGAGCGCAGACUGGAGCGCAGCAAGCUCGACGAGCUGUUCUCUAUGAUGUUUUACGGUCGUUACAUUGUCUUCAUGAUGGGUCUCUUCUCCAUCUACACUGGUCUGAUCUACUGCGACGCCUUCUCCCUCGGUCUUCCCUGGUUCAAGUCUAUGUGGGUCUGGGACAACGAUGGCAAGGGUCCUACUGCUUCUCGCGUCGAAGGCUACACCUACCCCUUUGGCCUGGAUUACCGCUGGCACGACACUGAGAACGACCUGCUCUUCUCCAACAGUUACAAGAUGAAGCUCAGUAUUCUUCUUGGUUGGUGCCACAUGACCUUCUCGCUCAUGUGGUCGCUCGUCAAUGCACGCUACUUCAAGACACCCAUCGACAUCUGGGGUAACUUUGUGCCUGGCAUGAUCUUCUUCCAGUCCAUCUUUGGAUAUUUGUCCUUCUCAAUUGUGUACAAGUGGUCUAUCGACUGGGCCGCCAAGGGACAAGACCCUCCUUCUCUGCUGAACAUGCUGAUCUACAUGUUCUUGCAACCCGGUACCCUUGAGAACCCCGACCAGCCAUUGUACCCUGGCCAGGCUACCGUACAGGUCAUCCUUUUACUGAUGGCUCUUGUCUGCGUCCCUAUUCUUCUCUUCUUGAAGCCUUUCUACCUCCGCUGGGAGCACAACAGGGCUAAGGCUUUGGGCUACCGUGGCAUUGGCGAGUCCGCUCGCGUCAGCGCCUUGGACGACGAGGAUGAAGACACGAACGGUAACGCCAACGGUGGACGCGAGAGCUUUGGAGACGAUGAUGACGGCAUUGCAAUGAUCACUCAAGACAUUGGUCACGGUGAAGAGCAUGAGGAAUUUGACUUUGGCGAGAUCAUGAUCCACCAGGUCAUCCACACCAUCGAAUUCUGCCUCAACUGCGUCUCUCACACCGCCUCUUAUCUCCGUCUCUGGGCCCUCUCUCUCGCUCAUCAGCGUCUCUCCAUCGUUCUUUGGGAGAUGACUAUGAAGAACGCCUUCACUCACACCGGUGUCGUUGGUUCGAUUCUUAUGGUGUUCAUCUUCGGUUUCUGGUUCGUGCUCACCGUCAUGGUUCUUUGUGUUAUGGAGGGUACGAGUGCCAUGUUGCAUUCGCUGCGUCUGCACUGGGUCGAGGCUAUGAGCAAGCAUUUCAUUGGUGAUGGUGUGCCGUUUGAGCCGUUCAGCUUCAAGGUCCUGCUUGAGGAGGAUCCGGUGGAGUAG
Ascochyta rabiei is the source of this 2571-nucleotide messenger RNA. RefSeq names its product H(+)-transporting V0 sector ATPase subunit a. Gene Ontology annotation, biological process: proton transmembrane transport; vacuolar acidification. NCBI's taxonomy places the organism in Eukaryota, Fungi, Ascomycota, Dothideomycetes, Pleosporales, Didymellaceae. The transcript is spliced from 3 exons. Bases 1 to 2571 code for a protein of 856 amino acids. The record is from RefSeq and is a predicted model, not a curated record. Gene Ontology annotation, cellular component: vacuolar proton-transporting V-type ATPase complex; fungal-type vacuole membrane; vacuolar proton-transporting V-type ATPase, V0 domain. Gene Ontology annotation, molecular function: ATPase binding; proton-transporting ATPase activity, rotational mechanism.